Messenger RNA from Amborella trichopoda, 1110 nucleotides. Its product is annotated as cyclin-U4-1. NCBI's taxonomy places the organism in Eukaryota, Viridiplantae, Streptophyta, Magnoliopsida, Amborellales, Amborellaceae. Gene Ontology annotation, biological process: regulation of cyclin-dependent protein serine/threonine kinase activity. The record is from RefSeq and is a predicted model, not a curated record. Gene Ontology annotation, molecular function: protein kinase binding.
CUCUCUCUCUACACUCUCUCUCUCUCUCUCUAACUUUUGUUUGUCUCUCACUUAAAAAAAUUAAAAAAAGGAGUGAACAGUUCAUGUUGUCAGCCACAUAUCUAGCUGUAACAAGAGUUCUCUCUCUCUACAAGCUUAAAGUAUUCAUCAUCCCCCCUACCCACUGUAUCUCUCGCAACAGUUUCAGUUGCCCUACCAAAAAAACUCCUCCUUUCUCUCUCUUCCUGUUGUCUUAUCAAAUUAUAAGUGGAGAGAGAAAGAGAGAGAGUGACAAAAAAACAAGCAGAACAAGCCAUGGCCAAUGAAGAAGAAGAAGUGAUACAAAAAAGCAAUGGAAAUGGCAAAGUCCCAAGAGUUAUAAGGCUCUUGUCAUUUUUGUUACAGAGGGUUGCAGAGAAGAAUGAUGAGAGAGAAAAUGAAGGCCCCUGUUUCUCUCAGAAAAUUUCAGUGUUUCAUGGCAUUUGCAGGCCUGCGAUCUCGAUUGAGAGCUAUUUGGAGAGGGUUUUUAAGUACGCGAACUGUAGCCCCAGUUGCUUUGUUGUGGCCUAUGUUUAUCUUGAUAGGUUUUCACAGAGACAACAAACUCUCCCCAUCACUUCUCUUAGUGUUCAUCGCCUCCUCAUAACCAGUGUCCUGGUCGCUGCAAAAUUUAUGGAUGAUCUGUAUUACAACAAUGCCUACUAUGCAAAAGUAGGAGGAAUAAGCAUCACGGAGAUGAACUGUUUAGAGGUGGAUUUCCUAUUCGGAUUGGGUUUUCAUUUGAAUGUGACCCCAACUGCAUUCAAUUCGUAUUGCACCCAUUUACAGAGAGAGAUGUUCGAAUGCAUAGGCGAGUACCAAAUUCAGAGAGGUCUGAGCCCCCCUCAUCACUGCUUUUUCGCAGAUCACCAUGAUUCUCCUUCUCCUUCUCCUUCUCCUUCUCCUUCUCAUCACAACAACCACCAAUUAGCUGUAUGUUGUUCACACACAGCUGUUUGAAUCUCUCUCUUUAAUGAAAUUAAGAAAAACACAUGGUUUUUCUCUUCUUUUUUUUUUUUGGGUAUUGGGUCUCUCUUCAAGUCUGGUGGGAAUGACCCAUUUUCUCUCUCUAAAUCUAAUUGCUUUUUGUGA